CGUCCAGUUGUUACAUCCACAGGAAACCGCCACAAGACUGUCACAGUUUCUAGCUGAUUGUAUAUUAACCAUGAAAGCUUACACGCUCCUCUGCUGCUUGCUUGUUGUAACUAUGGCGACGAGUAGCAGCCGCUCACUUCUGAAUGGAGAGUGUCCACAACCUCCUGUAAAGGCAAACUUUGAAUUGCAAAAGUACUUAGGGACUUGGUAUGAAGUUGAAAGGAACCCAGCAAUCUUUCAAAGCGGGCAAAAAUGUACUAGCGCCACCUACACGCUGAAGGACAACGGGAAAGUGAAAGUCUUCAACAAAGCCGUUAUAGUGAAAACCGGUGAUGUGACAAGCAUUGAAGGAGAAGCAUAUAUUCCCGAUCCCAAUGAGCCAGCAAAAUUACUUGUCUCUUUUCCAGGCAAUCCCUUCGAUGGUAAUUACUGGAUUCUUGAUACGGACUAUGAUAAAUAUUCAGUGGUCUUCUCCUGUCAGAGUAUACUUCAUGUUUUCCGUAUCGAAUAUCUGUGGAUUUUAAGCCGUGAGAAGACACUGCCUGAUACAACGCUAACCAACAUCUACAGAAUAUUGGACAAAAAUGGAAUAGCUAGAAAUAAAUUAAUCAAAACAGACCAAUCAGACUGCAAAACAGAGUAAUACAAAAUCUGCAAUAAAUAACUGUAUCAUAAAGAAAGCAAUAGUUUAAUAACAUUAGAGGAAUAAAGUCACUUCUGUGUCAACUUA
Molecule: messenger RNA, 730 nt
Organism: Limulus polyphemus (Atlantic horseshoe crab)
Lineage: Eukaryota; Metazoa; Arthropoda; Merostomata; Xiphosura; Limulidae
Product: apolipoprotein D-like
Exons: 5
Coding region: 71-643 (190 amino acids)
Biological process (GO): tissue regeneration; brain development; lipid transport
Molecular function (GO): lipid binding
Source: RefSeq, a predicted model, not a curated record